AUGAAGCCCUGGACGCAGCUGGAAUCCGAUCGCAAGUGCGUUAACUGUGAGAAAACAGAAACAUUGAAUACGGAAUUGAAAAAUUGCUCCCGCUGCAAGACUGUGGAAUAUUGCUCCAGGGAGUGUCAGAAAGCAGACUGGCCUCGACAUAAAUACAUCUGUCGGGAACGAAAAAUGGGUCUCGCGCCAGUAGUAGGUGCUCUAUUAAUUCUCUCGCAUCGGCAAAAGAUAUGCAUUUCCUUGCUAAGAACGACGUUUACCGAAGAUUAUCAUUGCUCGUGGAUUUUUCGCAAUCAACUCUCUCUCUCUCUCUCUCUCUUUUUCCGUGAGUUUUCUUCUCUUUUAUUAGGUCCAACCAUGUCGAGCGACGCGGGAUCGACUGAGGUGCUCGAUGAACGCGAGGAAGCAUGGAAGAUGCUUGAGCGGAUAGCGGCGGAGACUGAGCACGACCCCGAAAUCAGGAGUGAUGCGGAUAUUUACCUCGAAGAGUCGUUGCGUCAGAUGAAAGCUGAUAAAAUGCGCGCGGGAAUAGAGCAGAAUUUUAGCAAGCCUUCUCGAACUGUAGCUACAGGUGAGCAGAAGAUGCAAGGUGGAAGACGAAGAAAAUCGACUGAAGGCAAGAGCAUCGAGAAAGCGAAUUUUGAAGGUAGUGUGGCCGAUCGAGAUAAACCAGAGAAGAAAGGGACACUCGUGGAGCAAGGCCCCAUGAUAGCACAUUCCUCCCCACCACAAAUGCAGAAUAUUAUUCAAGAUAAUCGAAAUCAAGGCCUGAGCAGCACGGUUGUUGGAGGCAAAUGCGAGCUUUUUGCUGAACGCAGUAUUCCUUGUGAGGCCGACGAUCCGCUAUUCAAAAGCAGACUUGUUUGGGAUCCCGUUGGGCAUGCUGAACAUAUUGAGGACCGCAAAAAUGCAAGUGCAACCGCUGAAAUGCUGAAAAAGGUUGUACCAAUACAUCUUGUGCAGAGAGAUCAGUCAACCAAACAAGAGUGUAGCACAACUAGUUCUUCGACCAGACCUAACGGCAUAUCUCUGAUACGCAACACUUUACUUGAUGGAGCCUGUGGGAAGAAUCGGCGGGAGAUGGAGAGCACCACGCGUGGGGCCACAGCUUCGAUCGCAGUCUUUGAUCAGGAGAAGAGCAGUAUACGCGAUAGCACAUGUUCUACAACAGGUAGUGGAGGUCGGAAAGAGCUUUCUCCACCUCAAGGGAAACAAGAGGAUGAAUUUUCACCCGGUGCUCUCCUUACAGAAAUCGGAGAACCGAGCUCUGAUUCAGAGGACUCCGAUUGUAUUUCACCGGGUGGAGAUCUGCGAGCAUUCUCAGAACCAUCUUCAGACUCUGAUGUAGCGUAAGUAAGUAGGAUUUUUGACAUGAGUAACAUGAUAGGCCACGCAGUCUGUACUGUCUUGCUGUGCCUGCUUGUCUAAGAACAAGGGCUACUACGUGCCGAGUACCCCAAUGCUCGCCACAGCGAUUCAAGUGUGCCAUGUAUGUGCUACUUGAAGCAAAAAUAAGUAACCCAAUCGCGGUGACCGGUGAGAUUAUCAUGACAGAUAUUCCCUUUCCCUCUUCUUAUCGUCGUCUUUGUUUUGUGGUACUUGGUUGCAU
Messenger RNA from Amoebophrya sp. A25, 1609 nucleotides. NCBI's taxonomy places the organism in Eukaryota, Dinophyceae, Syndiniales, Amoebophryaceae. The record is from the annotation of a GenBank genome assembly.